AAAACUCAGGUGUAUACCCAAAACAGGACCACUUAAUUUUUUGACUGUUCUCAGUUUACAAGUUUGAAGGACCGAACUUUCAAGGACAUUCAGAGAGAAAUGCGCUAGGUAUGAGGGUUUUCUCUACGUUAGGCGUUUGGCCUACUCGAUUAAAAGAAAGUACAAAUUCCUUAUGGAUUCCUGGAUUUUUAAGUUUCAAACCGGCUUUGGGUGUACGGUUUGUCUCUGUGGAUCUCAACGGAGAUGAAGAUAAGGUUGGAAGUAUUACGAUUAUUUAUAUUUUCAAAGCCAGUUGAUAUUCCGGAUCCGUACCGUAAAACGAAAAAGAAAUGUUUUAUUUGUGAAAAGAACAUUCCUUUAGACUACAAGAAUGUUCGUUUAUUAUCACAAUUCGUUUCUCCAUACACUGGCCGUAUCUACGGGCGACACAUUACAGGAAUGUGUAUUCCAAUGCAAAAAAGAAUAUCCAAGUUAAUUAUAAGGUCUAGACAGUUCGGUUUCAUGCCUUUCGAAAGCAAAGAAAGUGUCUUCAUUGGCGACCCUAGGAUCACUGUUCGCUCAAAAUGAGAUAUUCCCACAUGUACAGAACGGUGUUUAGAAUACACUGUUAAAAUUAAAUUUGUAGUCUUUUUACGUUUUGAUGGCUUCCAUGAGCUGUAAUAUUCAACUCAAUUGCCUGUUACCCCUCAUGGAAAAGCAUAGGCCACUCACCAGUAUUCACCAUCCAACUCUGUCCCAAGCAAUGAUUUCCAGUUCUUCCGAGUUGUUAUUCAUCCUUUUCAUGUCUGCUUCCAAUUCUCGGAAUAAUGUGUUCAUUGGUCUUCCGCUUUUUUUUCUUCCUUCAGGAUUCCAAGUUAGCGCUUGCCUCAUGUUGCAGUAAUGUAUGUCCUAUCCACCGCCAACGUCUUUUCCUGAUUUCCUCUCCAGUUGAAAGCUGAUUUGUUUUCUGUCACAGUUAUGACUGAUGGUUUCUGGCCAACGGACACUGAGUAUCUUGCGCAGACAAUUGUUUAUGAAUAUUUAUACGUUUUUGAUGAUGGUUGUGGU
Molecule: messenger RNA, 1047 nt
Organism: Schistosoma spindalis
Lineage: Eukaryota; Metazoa; Platyhelminthes; Trematoda; Strigeidida; Schistosomatidae
Source: the annotation of a GenBank genome assembly